ACAGAUCUCAUAUAUUUCUUGCAACAUUAUUGUUUGUUUCCCAAGACAAUCAAUGGGUCGACCCCCAUGUUGUGAUGAGGACGGUUUGAAGAAGGGGCCAUGGACGCCCGAGGAAGAUCAGAAACUAAUUGCUUACAUUAGCAGCCAUGGCCAUGGAAGUUGGAGGGCACUCCCCAAGCUUGCUGGCUUGAACAGGUGCGGAAAGAGUUGCAGACUAAGGUGGACAAAUUACCUUAGGCCUGAUAUCAAGAGAGGGAAGUUCUCUGAAGAUGAAGAGCGAAAGAUCAUCAACCUUCAUUCUAUUCUUGGAAACAAGUGGUCAAGGAUUGCAACAAAACUUCCUGGGCGGACCGACAAUGAGAUCAAGAACUACUGGAACACUAAUUUAAGGAAGAAGUUGCUUCGAAUGGGAAUCGACCCAACCAGCCACAAGCCAAGAACUGAUCUCAAUCACCUUGUGAAUCUUUCUCAGUUGCUUGGUGCUGCAAACUUCAGAAAUUUAAUGAUUCCUAAUUGGGGCAGUCAAGCUCUAAUUAGUAAUUUACAGGCUGAUCAUGCCUCUCACCUGGCAAAUAUCCAACUCCUGCAAAAUCUGUGGCAGAUUAUAAAUACAAACCCUCUUCUAAAUAUGGAUAAUACUGAUCAUCUGUUUGGGAUCCGAAAUCUCAACCCUUUUGAAGGACUUCUGAAUGGGACAAGCACUCUCUACAUGAACAAGGAGCCCCUCCUGACAGGUCUUGAAGAGUAUAUAAUUGAUUCGGGACUGCUCAAGAACCCUAAAGCUCCCAGCAACUGCCCGGGUAUUUCUAACUCUUGGGAAGGAGUUUCAGAUGGAUUCAUCCCAGAAAUUCUUGGUAUAAAAAACAGCAGCUUUAGCAGUACAUUAAAUGAGAAUCAAACAGAAAACCAGAACCUAUUGCCAGCAUUGCUUUCUGAAUCUCCGGGUACGUACCAUGUCAACCAAAUGGAAAUUAGCAAGACUACUGAUCCAAAUCAAUCCUCAACCGAGUCAGCUUCUUCCAGUACUAUCUUUGAGGCUUGGGACAAGCUCAUGGAUGAUGAAACGAGCGAUACCUAUUGGAAAGAUAUAUUGGAAUUAACAUCCUCUUCAACAUCGCCAAUUACGUCAUGGUAGAGUAACAUUUUUUUCACCUGAAGUGUCACCCAGGC
This is a messenger RNA of Juglans regia (Persian walnut), 1170 nucleotides long. RefSeq names its product transcription factor MYB39-like. NCBI's taxonomy places the organism in Eukaryota, Viridiplantae, Streptophyta, Magnoliopsida, Fagales, Juglandaceae. Bases 53 to 1135 code for a protein of 360 amino acids. The record is from RefSeq and is a predicted model, not a curated record. The transcript is spliced from 3 exons.